Messenger RNA from Hyposmocoma kahamanoa, 3810 nucleotides. RefSeq lists its product as uncharacterized. The transcript is spliced from 3 exons. Lineage: Eukaryota; Metazoa; Arthropoda; Insecta; Lepidoptera; Cosmopterigidae. Bases 367 to 2508 code for a protein of 713 amino acids. The record is from RefSeq and is a predicted model, not a curated record.
GAUGUAUUGCCGUACACGUUUGCGUCUGUACCAAAUGCAUAUGCAUAUGCACAACCGUUAGCAAGCGUUGUAAAUCAACAAGAAACCUUGAACGUUUUUCCAAGACUCGAUGACAGAGCAACAAUCAUACCUUGCAGAACUUCUAAAACGCUUUUGAAGAUUUUGACUGAACUAUUGGGAAUAUUGAAAGCGAAUCUUAAUAACAAUGAACCUUUAAAUGUGCAUGUCGUGAAUAGCGUGCUGGAUUUAAUAAAAAAAUACAUUGAACAGUCUUCGAUUGUAAAACAUCCAGUUAUUUUCAAAUCAUUUUCAAAUCUGCAAACACAGCUAAGCAAUGCUAAGGUAUUUCCUGAAACUGGUCAAUUAAUGCCAUCAACGAUUAAUACUUUAAGUCAAUCACAAACUAAACCGCUACAAUAUUACAUACCAAGUAUAAACCAACGAAGUUGCAAAGACGCAUUUUCAAAACUUGUAAAUACGGCGCAGAAUGCAUACAGUCAUGUAUACGAUAUGAAUACAUGUGAAAGUUACAGAAACAACUAUGCACCCAUGUCGUAUUAUGAACACAGUGUCAAUUUUCAUCCAAUCAAACCAAUUCUGCAAGUACCAAGUGAAAACUUAAUACAAUACUUACAGAAUCAACAGGCAAAUCCAAGCAAUUUGGGACCAUCGGUACUUGAAAAUUACAGACCAGAUAAUAACAAUGGUCUUCAUGUCGGAUAUGCCCAUGAACAACAUUUUCUUACGAAUAAUCCAAUAUCUAACCCAACUGUAAGCACGAGCCAAUUCAAUUUUUACUCCACUAUACUAUCACAAAAUUCAAUGGCGAGUCCAAAUCAACCGAAUGCUUCGGUUACUCCUCAGAUACCUGACAGUGAUUAUCUGGAAGGUUCUCCUGAACAGGUAUCUGUGCAAGGUCAGACUUUUCCAAACCCCGUAAGAUUUACUCUAAACCGAUACAGCACCCAGCAAUCUGACUUACAAAAAAAUCGAUUGUUGCCCAACAUAACGUAUAAUUUCGUGCCCUUGGAAAAGGUGCAGUAUCCUAAAAUUCUAAGUCAACAACAAUACCAAGAGAAACCUAUGAAUUUCGCUGAACCUACAUACAAAUACAAUGUGCCUGCAUUUAUUUCACCAGAAUAUGGAGAAGCGUCUUCAACAAUUGAUAAAAAUCCAUAUCCAACAAACAAGUUGCCAAAUCAAAGCCCACGUCUUCAAAACGGUGUUUUACACAAGCUUCUGCAGGCUAUGAAGUUAACUAAAGCUUUAAAGACUCCAACACAUGAUCCAAAAACAAACCAAGACAAAGCAGAAUUCACUAGGGCUUUGCUUAACGACAACGUAUUGGCAAAUAUAUACCCCACUAUGCCAGAUGACAUAGUUCAACGUUUCAACAAUCUCAAACCAGUUCCAAAUCGAAUUCUAAACCGUCCAAUUCAAAGUCAGCCAGCAUAUAGCAAUAUUACUCCACAAAUUAAUCCAGUUCAACAGUUUGCAUCAAUGUCUAGUUAUAAUUAUCAAGUAAAUUCUUUGGCUCAGCAGAAAAUGCCCUACAGCUUAAUGCCAAAUUUACCCAUUGGAACCUUUAACCCGUAUAUACAGAAAACUCCAAGCGAAUCUGUAAUUCCAAUCACAUUUCAAAAUCCCACUAUAAACCAACCACUUAAUACUGUUUCCAGUCUAAGCCCCAAUAAUUUUAAGACAUUACCAGUCGUUUUACCAGCUUUCACAUUACCAAAAAUAAACCAAGGCUAUCGUAAUCAAAAUUUACCUCCAGGAUUUAGUAAUCAAAUUGCUUUAUCACAGAAUCAAAUCAAUCAACCUACGCAAUCUCGAAUAAAUAACAUCUUAAAUCAAAGUCAACGUGAAGUUCGAAAUUUCACGGUUUAUGGCAAAACAUCAAAUCUCAAUCAGAUUUCUGGCGUACCGAAUCUGAAGGAAUUGAACAACGUACCUUCAAAAACGAGCAUUAUUGAAUUGAUAUAUCUGCUUCACCAAAAAAUGCCGAUUAACUACUCUUACGUGAAAUACAAAAUACCAUUUAUGUCACUGAAGAACAUUUUGCAACAGAAAUCAGCACACCAAUCAGGUACACAGGAAUUACACAAGCAAUUGGCAUUAAAUUCGGAAGUAGAAGUGUCUCCGGAAUUAAUGUUCGGGUCCAAGGAACAAAUCGCCCAAUUAGUUUCAACAAACGGAACAUUUAUGAGUGCUACGAUUGUUAAUGGCACUGACUAUUCUGUUCAAGGUUUGAACACCCAAAAUGAAGGACUACCUCUUCAAACACUUAAAAUUUUACCUCUUCAACAUAUUAAUACAAGAAAACAAAUGCCAAAGGAUGCCAUGAACGUUAAAGAUUUGACAAAAUUGUUAUCUGAUGUCCAAAAUUUGAAUUCUAAAAUUAAUUCAGGCUCAAUUUUAGAACGUCAAGGCUUGAAGACGCGAAGCGAAGUGGGACAUAAUACAGGAACCACUACUUAUACUUCUACUACCCCUAUAGAGGUUUAGUCAUGCAGAAGAGAAAUUAAUCUGAUCGUCCAAGGGAACCUUGCACCUCAGCAUUUGCAAUAUUUUAAUUCUAGUAUCUUCAUUUCCUUUCCAAUCUGUAUCUAUCCAUGAUAAGCUGUUUCUCUUCAGAUUUUUAAGUCAUUCCUUUACAUAUACCCAUCUGGAAUUAAUUACCUACUUCUUUCUUACCUUAGGUACCACAGUCGUAUAUAUGUCUACUUCAAAAUUGCAAUUCUAUUCCGGAUUAUGAUUGGAGUGACAACGCCAUCUUAUGCUCAGCCAAAUUGUUAUGUCGGGUGACAUAUUUGUAAUAUUGGCGCAAACAUCUACCUGGGAUGGUAACUACUUUCCAAACAGAUCUACCGUCAGAGUCGUUGCUGGUUUAGUUCACAAAAACGCUUUUAUAAAGACACCACUCGCAGCCCUAUUCUUCUCGGGCAAAACGUUUCAAAAUUUUCUUCUUAACAUUCUGUUACCAAGAAUAGCCCAUUGCAUAGAGUUCAAACAUCCUGUCAGACAAAUAUUUCAAGUGAUUAGCAAUUGAUCAGCAUCAUCAUCAUUUGCUUACACGUAUCCACUGCUGGACAUAAGCCUCUCCUUGAGCACGCAAACUCUACCGGUCCUCUGUCGCCCGCAUCCAUCCGCUGCUGGCCACCUUUCCCAAGUUGUCCGUAGCAAGUGAUACGUUUUAAAAAUCCAAACUGGGGAUGAAAAAUCUCGUGUGCCAAUUUUACGUGGUUUUGGAGAAAACUUCCUUCAAAGUUCUUAGUUUUAGUAUAAACUUAGAAACAAAAGUGAUUACCAUAUAACUCAAAAAAUUUAAAUUUUAGUAAAUAUUAUUUAUAUUAUUUUAACAGGCACUCUGAACACUAUUCUUGCCGCUUUUUCAAAAUGCUGCCGGAACUUCGGAAAAUAUAAAUUUCCUUUAAAACUUAUAUUUUUUUUAAAUAACUAUUUCGCGUUAACAGCAUUUAAAAAUAAUUCUGAAAUAUAGGUAUCCAUGUAGGUAUACUAUUCCCACAAAAAGAAUCAUCUGUUGAUUCUUUAGAGGAUAGAAAAAAAUAAAGGAAUAGUCUAAGGUUGAUUCCGUGGGACAUCUGCGAUAUGCGUGUUACGUGUCUAAAUUUGUUUAAAACAAAACGCCUGAAAUUUGUUUAUGCUGUUCCACCCUCUAAGAAAAUUUUGGUGAAAGAAAAAAUUUAGUAGUGUUGCUAUAAAAUUUCAAUAAAAAUUUUUAAAAACAAAAUUUUAGCAACAAAAUUCCACAAUUUUAAUGUUUUAUUAAAUUUUGUACUUCGAUGU